CUCGCCUUCUGCUUCGUGGGCCUCCAGGCGAGCUACCUGACCUGGGGCUACGUGCAGGAGAAGGUCAUGACGCGCGAGUACACGACGGGCCGGUUCCCGUCGGCGACGUUCUGCGUCUUCAGCAACCGCUUCCUCGCGGUCAUCGUCGCCGCGGGCAUCACGCUCUUCCAGCACGGCGGGAAACUGACCCUGCCGGCGUCCUACGUCGCCUUCGCGCCGUGCGCGUUCUCGAACUCGCUGUCGUCGUUCGGCCAGUACCAGGCGCUGCGCUACGUGUCCUUCCCGCUCCAGACCAUCUCGAAGUCGACCAAGGUCAUCCCCGUCAUGCUCAUGGGCAAGUUCCUCAACAAGAAGACGUACCCGCCCGUGGACUACGUGGAGGCGCUCUGCAUUUCUUUGGGAGUGUGCGUCUUCUCGCUCGCGAACCUCGACGACGGCGCGCUCGCGUCGGGCGGCGAGGAGAGCGAGGGCAACGUCUUCGCGGCCUACCUCGGCGUGGCCAUGCUCGCGCUCUACGUCGUGUCCGACUCGUUCACGUCGCAGUGGCAGAGCCGCCUCUACCAGGCGCACCCGAACGUCGACCAGUUCCAGAUGAUGUUCGCGGUCAACUCCUGGGCCAUCUGCAUGACGUUGUUUGCCCUCGUGAGCUCCGGCGAGCUCUGGACGACGCUCAAGUUCCUGUCCCUGAACCCGGCGGCCUUCGUCGACAACGUGACCAUCGCGAUCACGUCCGCGACGGGCCAGCUCUUCAUCUUCUACACGAUCAAGACGUUCGGGCCCGUCGUCUUCACGAUCAUCAUGACGACGCGCCAGAUGUUCUCCAUCGUGUUGAGCACCGUGCUCUUCGGCCACGACAUCAAGGCGCUCGCGCUCCUCGGCGCGGCCGCGGUCUUCGCGACCAUCUUCCACCGCAUCAAGCGCCAGGCCCGGGCCAAG
Messenger RNA from Aureococcus anophagefferens, 936 nucleotides. RefSeq lists its product as hypothetical. Gene Ontology annotation, biological process: transmembrane transport. NCBI's taxonomy places the organism in Eukaryota, Pelagophyceae, Pelagomonadales, Pelagomonadaceae. The record is from RefSeq and is a predicted model, not a curated record. The annotation marks the transcript as partial. Gene Ontology annotation, cellular component: endoplasmic reticulum membrane; Golgi membrane. Gene Ontology annotation, molecular function: 3'-phosphoadenosine 5'-phosphosulfate transmembrane transporter activity. The transcript has a single exon.